UAUGGAUACUUGGCAACAGCUGAUUAUGGCAGUCUUCUUACUGAACCACUGCAAGUUUAAUGGCUGUGAAUUGUCAUUUCCCAACCUAUUAGAGCUUAUUCAACACAUCGAGGAGACACAUAUAGAGACUAUUACAGAUCCUGCAACAGAAGCUGUUCAAGAAACGCAGCAGCCAUCAUGCCUUCCCCUAUCAUCGGUCUUGUGUUCUUCAGCCCAAGUGCUCCUCGACUUACUCCACGGAAGCACCCUCUUAGCAGUAAGGCUUCUGGUGGUCCCCAGGCUAAAAUUCCCAAGCUCUAGAUACAAAAACUCUUGGGUCAUCCUCUGGAAAACGUACAAAUAUUUUGAGGGUGAUUUGAUCACCAAAGUUGACAUUCACGUAAGUGUGAAUCUGUCCAAACAAGAGUUUAUCUCUUGUUUGUGUGGGGGGAAGAGACAAUGGGAAGUGUUGCCUCGAGCAUUGGCAGCUCGAGUGGAGGAGGCUCAAGCGUGGGAGGUUCCAGUGUGGGUACUCCAUCCUCCACAGAAGCACUCCUGUCAGCAAAUCAGUAACAGCCCUCCAGUGAGUGAUUGUGAGGAAACACUUCAUAGUGAUAAUGAAGACAGCAAUGAUUCAUGGACCACUCAGGAUGAGAUUCCUGCAGAACUUAUCAUAAAGCUAGCAAGCAAAGGUCACUCCAGCAGCAGUGGCGAGGAUAAACCGUAUGUUUGUCCAGUUGUUGGAUGCCGAAAGCGAUACAAAAAUGUAAAUGGGAUUAAGUAUCAUGCAAAGAAUGCCCACAAAAAAGAUAGCAAAGUGAGAAAACCCUACAGAUGCUAUUGUGGAAAAAGCUACUGUACGAAUCAAGGACUGAAAAACCACUGUACACAUUCACAUAAAAAUGAAAGUUUAACAGCUGUCACAACAAAUACUGGGGAGGUCCUCCAAGUGCCGGCAAACCAACUCUCAUCUGCUUCGAGUUCCAUUGGUAGUCAACUCCUAGAUAACAACAACAAACCUUCAACUCCACCUGUAAGUAGAUCAUCUUUGGAAAGUGAAGGAACUAUUCAGGUAAGUAGCACUUUGCUGGUUCUCCAGUCAACAGUCCAAUUGCUGUGACUGGACAGAUCAUAAAGGGAGGAUCAGCUGCCACAACUAAAGGAUCUACAACCAUCUCAAGUAUUAAUUUAACAGGUUUAGUGGCUGCUAGUGGUGGGAAAAUUGCUCUUAAAGCUCUUCCUAAUGGUCAACUUCUCCUUUCACAACCUUUGGAAGGAAAAUUAGCAACUCUUGUCAAAUCAGACCUAAAGCAUGAUUUCCCUGGGGAUGAUGGUAAAAGUAAUCUUGUUCAGUUAAAAACAGAUUCAUUUCAACAAUUAGAACUUAGUAAAUUACUACAAGCAAAUACAAAGUCAUCUCAGCACCAAGUAGCAGUUACUACAUCAACUCUCUCUGUUGCUAUCCCUGCAAGUUCAUUUAACACCCUGAAAGGUCCUCAGCGAACAGGACUGUCUUCUUCAGCCAUGCUGGCGCGUGCCUUGAAGAACCAGCUUGCAUCAACCCCAACAGGUAUUACAUCAGUUCUUGGUUCACUUGAUAAUCAAUCUGAAAGCAUGUUAGGAGGCCAGGGUGUUAUAUUGGGGGUAACAAUGGAAGAAGGUACACUUGUUGAUAAUGGUGAUGGAACACUUUCAGAACUUUCUGUUAUUGAAUAAAAUAGGGACACUUUCAUAACUUUCUGUCAUUGAAUAAAAUAAAAAUUUGUAGUGAUUGUUCUUAGCUUCAUAUUGAAAAAAUUCCAGUUUCAGAUUAAUUUUUUGCUAUAAUUGAUAAUUGGAUGUGCUGUAUGGAGCUUUAGUAUAGGUAAUGUAUUUAGUUGGAGGCGGAACCCUGUGGAACUAUGGUCACUUUCUUCUUGUUACUGAUCUGUUAUGGACCCAGUGAUUUUGGGCGACAUCAACUGAAAGCAACUAUUUACCAGAUGUGUGAAGUACCAGUACAGUAUAACAAUUGACUGCUAAAGACUGUAAUAUAAUUUUAAAUGAUUUCUGAGAAUUAAGACAUCGUUAUACAUUAUUGCAGGUACAGUACUGUAUUCAGACAUAUGGGCCUUGACUCAAUGAUCAUUGUAUAGAGGUGUUUGUAAACAAGAUGAAGACAAAUAUUAUCAGUAUCAUAACAUAUAUCAUAAACUUAAUUGUAAUUUGAUUCCUCAUGAGUUGAUAUUAUGGUAAAUGUAAGUGAUUAUGAUAUUGACAAAUUUUUGUGGUGGGUACCUUGCAUUAGAUCUAAAGUGCUAAUGUUAAUAUAAAUACUGUAUGUAACAUAAUGCUGUACAGUACUAUAUAAUUAUGAUUGUCACCAAUUAAAAUUUUAAACAUUUUUACCAAGGGAAACUAAAUGCAGUACCAAAUUGAGCUUUCCAUGAACUUACAAAAUUUAGACAAAUAAGGGAAUGCACAUGACAUCUAGAUAUCUGAAAUGAUAGUACAGUAGUUACUUAAAGAGAGGCAUGGAGGGUGAUCAAGGUACAUCACCAGUGUCAGGCCAGUGAGGUACACAUGGGGACCAAUUCCAAUUUGCAUUAUUUCUAGUCCAGUCCUAAUAAUACCAGAUAUUAAGCCUCACUACAGUACACUUUGAAUUAUUAUUUUGAAGCUUCAGUAAUGUACUUCAGCUUAGAUAUUAUAUUAUUGUACACAAAUCAUACAUUUAUGGUCACAAUUUACAAGUAGUAUUCUCCUGUAAGAGCUCUAAAGUACCUGGAAAUUCACUUAUUAAUCUCCAUCCACAUUUUGCUUGUACAUAGAAUAAUUUUCAUCAUUGGAUAAGCAUUUUGUAUCAUAUCCUAUUUGUAAAUAUUAUGUUAUAAUGUCCAUUUAAAAUAACUCAUACCGUAUUAAGUGUCUUAGUCCUAGCAGGCAUUACACAAUUAGUCAAGUUAUAUGAUAGUUCAUGGGUGAUAGAUGUAUAUUCCAUUUAGCUGUGUCUGUUACUUUAUAAAAUCUUCAUUAUUUAUUGAGAUAAUAAUCCAUAUUGGAUGAUAUUGACUACAAAACAGUGAGAGCACCAGACAAUGAGAAAUAGUGUACAGUAUACUAUACAGUUCAGUACAUAAAAUUUCCAAAAAUCAUAGGAAUAUGUGCUUACAGUGAAACUAAAAGUAUGUCAGUUCAGUUAGAAAUUAUAUCAAUUGAUCUAUAAGUACAGCAUAGCAUUAUAGUAAAGAAGGUUCACAAUAUAACUAGAGAAUCUGACGUUUAGCUUGUUGUCAAAAUAUCUUUGACAUGAUAUUGCUGGAAUUUAAAUUGUGAUAGUUUACAUUUGUUUGUGAAUGCCAUUGUUGGCCACUUCUAUGUAGUACUGUAGUGUGAAGUUAGAGGGAAGUCUGGAGAAUGAACAAGGUUUAGAUUGAUUAGUUGAUUGCGCUCCCAAGUUAUCUUGUGGACUUGUUGUGAAUUCAGCUGUUUAAUACAAUGAGUAAUGAACUUUUAAAUAAACCCUUAUGCUGAAUAUUUUGCCUACCACCCGUACUUCUGUCCACUGCCCAUGCUUCUGUCCACCACCCAUACUAUAUUCCUAUCUACUAGGGGGUGAAAGAGAUGCACCAAGAUUCACAAGGAAAGUAACAAAAGUAUGUGCUAAGACAAUACAAAGUAAUUCAAAUAAAAGUCAGUUGAAAUAGAAAUUUAUUAUGAAACUAAUUUCAUUCACUUGCCUUACUCAUUUAUUAUGUGUAAAGGCAGAGAAAAGAAUCGGUGCCUGUAUAUAUAUGUUAUGUUAGUUCAGUGGUCAUUAUCCUUAUUCCAUUGUCUUACAUACUCUCCAACUUUAUUCAUGUAAUCUGCAUAUAGACUAAUACCUGUACCCUAUAGUGCUUUUAUUUAUGGUAUAGAGAUCAGCAUGAGGGACAAACCAUACAGAGAAUACAUUUUCUAUUUACCUCUUGACACAGUGAAUGCUUCUUAGAUUUUGGUAAUCAGAAGGAGCAGCUUCUUACUUUAUUACAAACACUGGUCUCACAACACAACACUUGUCAAUUAUUUAAAAUUUUAUCUUCUUCUAGGAGGAAGGGAGUUGAAGUUGGAAGGUAUACUGCAUUAUAUUCUUUGUUCAUAUUAAUUUAUUAAAGUUUGUGAUGCACGGGCUCUAAUAUACUGUACAGUAAGGGGAUGAUUGAAAUUUAUAUUAUUAAAUUAAGUGAAAAAAAUUCUGAAGUUCUCUACAGAUGGCUAAUGAGGAUUCAAUUUUUAAACAUGUGAUAUGUGAUGUUUCUUAAUAUAGAACUGCUAGAUAUUAGUACUACACUGUUCUGAUGAAUUACUUUCAGAAUAGUGCCACAUUAUUACACUCAAAAUUAUUACCUCACUCUAAAAAAAUAUGUAUAGUUUGAAAGAAUUAUUGAUACUGUUGCAAAGUGGCGGCACCCCCUCCCCCCUUCCCAGUUGUUCACGUAGCAGUAACAAGCUGUAUACUCAUUACCUCUCUUCCUCACUUACUUUCAGAAUCAAACUCAGGGCUUGUGCUUUACUGAUUCUUAAGUAACAUGUUUCUGCACUUUCUUUUUCUGUCUUCUUUUAAUUGUAUUUAAAUACCGUAAUGUUAUAGGAUGUCAGGACAAAUCAUGUUAGCUUUGAUUGACUUUUUUAUUAAUACAUGUAUAAAUAAUGGUUUGGACAUCUGUAGUGCAUAUAUAUAUUUGGGAACACAAGAAGACACCACAUUAUUGGACUUAUUCAUGUGGAAACUUGGUUGUCAAAUCUAAAUUAUCAGUAAAUCUGUUUGGUAAUGGAUAGAUUAUUACUAUACCUGUAUACAUAUAGUAAUAAUUAUAGCAGUAGAAAUAAUACAGUAAAUUUAAUAUUUGUACUAAAAGUAUUUCAUUUAGUUCUCACAUAUUUCUAUGGUGUCAAACAAAAGUCAUGGUAGCACCAAUGCUCACCUCCAGGGUUGCUGAGUGAUGAAGAAGUUACCUACACCACUCUUCUUGCAUAUUUACGUUACACCUUCGUAACUAACUUUUUCCUCAUAAGGAAGAAUUUGAUUAGCGUUGUGUUGACAGUAAGGUACUAUUAAUACAGACCAAGAACUGAGCAGACCAUGUUUUGUGUUUUUGUAGUACAGUAAUGGAUUGUUUAAAACAGAGUGGUGAAACUGAGUUUUGGCAUUCUAGAUUCCAAUAAUGUGGAGUCUUAAAGCAUUAUAAAAUGCAGAAAAAAGAUAAAAAAAUGAGUAAGGUGGGUAGAGAGGGCUGUAUGGUAUUAAGGAUAGUAUAAUGUGGGUAGAGAGGGCUGUAUGGUAUUAAGGAUAGUAUAAUGUGGGUAAUACUUUUAUUGUGCAGUUAGGUUAAUACUGUAAUGUAAUAUAAUAUAAUAUAAUGUAAUAUAAUAUAAAGUCUGGUGAGCUGGGGCAAUAUGGGUCUAUGAAAGGGGUAAAUGACAUAAGGUGUGUUGGGGGGGGGGGCCAGAUUAAGAUAGUAUAGGUAUAUGAGUUAAACAAUAAAGAAUAUUAACUUGACUACAAAGCAUUAUGGUAAGUUUUGUUAAGAUACAUGAAAAUUUUGAAGUCACUCCUGAAGAAAAUGGUAUGGCAUAUCACAUGUUAAUUAAUUGGCAGUAAUAAAAGUCAUCUUGUUGACUGUUCCUAUUUGUGUGGAACAUUGUUUUCUCAUGUAAAAAGAUAAUUAAUAGUAAAGAGGAUUACAGGGUAUAUGAAAAACAUAUUUAGUGGGCUCUGUUUAAAGGGCAUUUUACACUUGGGCUCUCUGUAAAUGUCUGGAAUAUACAGGAUUUCAUUUUAUUGUUAUCUGAAGACACUUGUUCUCUUAGUAAUUUAGGAACACAAAUAAAUUUUAGUAUAAAAUUAAUUUCCUAUUGGGAGGAAACCUGAGCCAAGCCCCAGUUAAGGUAUAGCAGGUUAACUUAACCGUGUACCCAUUAGGCUUCUUCUUUCCUCCAGGGCGGAAUCAUUCGCCACCAGGUCCUUUUUACAUUAGCCAGGUCAAAUUUACAGUUGCCCAGGUCCUAUCAACAUUUGGCAAAGUCUUUUAUUAGCCAGGUCCUUUGAACAUAUGGCCAGAUCUAUUACAUUAGCCAGGUCGUAUCAACAUUUGGCCAGGUCUUAUAUUA
This is a messenger RNA of Homarus americanus (American lobster), 6108 nucleotides long. RefSeq lists its product as uncharacterized. Gene Ontology annotation, cellular component: nucleus. The coding region runs from base 2 to 1099 and encodes 365 amino acids. The record is from RefSeq and is a predicted model, not a curated record. Lineage: Eukaryota; Metazoa; Arthropoda; Malacostraca; Decapoda; Nephropidae. The transcript is spliced from 7 exons.